AUGGCAACUCAAAACGAUAGGAUUAAGUUUAAUGUUGGUGGUAAGAUCUUUGAAACCACCGCCACAACGCUCGCAAUCACCGGCCGACAAUCGUACUUCGGAGCCAUGUUUGACGAGAAUUCGGACCUUCAAAUGAAUCCGGCCGGCGAAGACUUCAUUGAUCGGAGCCCAGAUUGUUUUUCAGUCCUCUUAGACUUAUUACGAACUGGGGAGCUUUACAUUCCGGCAAAUGUACCCGAAAAGCUUCUCUACCGAGAAGCACUGUUUUAUGGUCUCAUGGACCAAGUUCGUGCAGCAAAAUGGGGACAAUUUGAUGGCAACCGUCUUCAGCCAUCAAAGUCUGUCACCGGGUGGGCACCCGGUGAUGGCACGGCGAUCAGAGCAUCGCCUGAUGGCGGCUGCUGUGUGGCACAUGGAAGCAUGGUCCACAUUUAUGAUUGGAUGUUGGAAGAAUAUCCACCAAUCAACCUUGAUUACCAACGAGUGAAUGACGUGGGUUGGGUAGGGUCAGUGGACUCAACCGGGUUAGUGAUCAGCACGUGUCAGCCGCUAGGACGUGACCAAGGUGCGAUCGGAUUGUUUAAUUCGACAAGGGGAGAGUUAAAAUUCCGGUUUAAUGCGAUACACCAAGGUGUUGUUAAAAGUUACACUGCGGGCGCGUUGAGUUUUAAAAAGAGUUGUAACAUGUUUUCGUGUUGUAAAGGUAAAAGCAACGAGGACGGUAUUGGUGUUUGGGACCUAAACACGGGUCAACAACUUGAUUUUUUCUAUAUCCAUCACUUGGAGACGCGGAUAAGCUUCAAUGGUUUAAUGGUUUGA
Messenger RNA from Helianthus annuus (common sunflower), 819 nucleotides. Its product is annotated as BTB/POZ domain-containing protein At4g30940. The transcript has a single exon. Bases 1 to 819 code for a protein of 272 amino acids. Gene Ontology annotation, molecular function: protein binding. NCBI's taxonomy places the organism in Eukaryota, Viridiplantae, Streptophyta, Magnoliopsida, Asterales, Asteraceae. The record is from RefSeq and is a predicted model, not a curated record. Gene Ontology annotation, biological process: protein homooligomerization.